Messenger RNA from Arabidopsis arenosa, 1624 nucleotides. The record is from the annotation of a GenBank genome assembly. Lineage: Eukaryota; Viridiplantae; Streptophyta; Magnoliopsida; Brassicales; Brassicaceae.
ACUACUUUUAACGGCUUCUGAAAAGUCUUGCAAAAAAAAAACUACAACCACAACGCCACCGCGAAAAUGACGGAAGUAUUGCUGCCAGGAACUAGAUCGGAGAAUUCAAAACCACCGCACGUAGUGGUGUUUCCAUUCCCAGCACAAGGCCACUUACUUCCUCUACUUGACUUAACUCACCAACUCUGUCUCCGUGGAGUCAACGUCUCCGUCAUCGUCACUCCCGGAAACCUAACUUACCUCUCUCCUCUUCUCUCCGCUCAUCCCUCCUCCGUCACCUCCGUCGUUUUCCCUUUCCCUCCUCAUCCUUCACUCUCUCCCGGCGUCGAAAACGUUAAAGACGUCGGAAAUUCAGGAAAUCUCCCGAUCAUGGCUUCUCUUCGUCAGCUUCGAGAUCCAAUCAUCCACUGGUUCCGAUCUCAUCCUAAUCCUCCGAUCGCUCUCAUCUCCGAUUUCUUCCUCGGGUGGACUCACGAUCUCUGCAAUCGAAUCGGUAUCCCUAGAUUCGCUUUCUUCUCCAUCAGCUUCUUCUUAGUUUCCGUUCUCCAAUUUUGCUUCGAAAACAUCGAUCUAAUCAAAUCAACGGAUCCGAUUCAUCUCCUGGAUCUUCCUCGUGCUCCGAUCUUCAAGGAAGAGCAUCUUCCGUCUAUAGUCCGACGAAGUCUCCAAACUCCGUCACCGGAUCUUGAAACGAUCAAAGAUUUCUCCAUGAAUUUGUUGAGCUACGGAUCUGUUUUCAAUUCUUCUGAGAUUCUGGAAGAUGAUUAUCUUGAUUACAUGAAACAGAGGAUGGGUCAUGAUCGGGUUUUUGUAAUUGGCCCGCUUUGUUCAAUCGGGUCGGGUCUUAAAUCGGAUUCGGGUUCUAUAGACUCGAGUUUGCUGAGUUGGUUAGACGGAUCCCCAAACGGGUCAGUUCUAUACGUUUGUUUCGGAAGUCAAAAGGCGUUGACUAAAGAUCAGUGCGAUGCUUUGGCUCUAGGCUUAGAGAAAAGCAUGACCCGGUUCGUUUGGGUGGUUAAGAAAGAUGUGAUACCCGACGGGUUCGAGGAUCGGGUUUCUGGACGGGGAUUGGUGGUUAGAGGAUGGGUUUCCCAGCUGGCGGUCUUGCGACACGUGGCAGUUGGUGGAUUUUUGAGCCAUUGUGGAUGGAACUCGGUGCUAGAAGGGAUAACGAGUGGGGCUGUGAUCUUGGGCUGGCCCAUGGAGGCGGAUCAGUUUGUGAACGCGAGGUUGCUUGUGGAGCAUUUGGGUAUUGCGGUUAGGGUUUGUGAAGGUGGUGAAACUGUACCUGACCCGGUUGAGCUGGGUCGGGUCAUAGCGGAAACGAUGAGUGAGGGAGGACGCGAGGUGGCUGCUCGGGCGGAGGAGAUACGGCGGAAGACCGAGGCCGCUGUGACGGAGACAAAUGGAAGCUCUAUCGAAGAUUUACAAAGACUUGUCAAAGAAGUUGGAAAAGUCUAAAGUUAAUUUCAUUUGAUGUAAUUAACUAAUUAUGUGAGCAAUAUUUUGCAAAUGUAUGUACCAUUUGUUCUGCUUCUAUAGUCAGUGGUAUUUUCAAUUUCGUUAUUAAUAGUAUGGAGAAAACAAGUAUGGUUUAUAAUUGAACUAAAGGAUAAAAGUAGCA